AUGUUUUCAAUCAAACAUUCAAUCAUUAAAUUCAAUACAAUUGUCACUAAUUGUAUGAAACAAACCAUUUAUAAUAAUGUGAGACAACUGUCUUCAAGUCAUGACAUGCCAGACGAUGUCUUUGAAUUACCACCAUUGAUGCGAUUCACACCUCGAGGAAUGCCUAAUGUGUUAAAAACAUUGAAGAAUCAGUUUUUUACGUUUUGGUUGAUUAGACCAAUGAUUGACAAUGACUUUCAAAUGAAUAUUUUCCUUAAUGGCGCCAAACAGGCCUUAUCUACCAUUUCUUGUAAUUUGGCCAAUGAUAACAUCGAUGGCAUUCAAGAAAUGCUUACCAAAGAAGCUUACGAUGAGGUGAAGACUAAUUUAGCCAAAUAUAGCCCUCAAAUGAAAGAACGACUUAAAGUGAAUGUCGAAGACAUCAUCUUUUGUUUUCCAUAUGAUAUUAGUGUCGAAAGAUUGUCAUCUGAUUCAGCGAUCAUUAAAAUAUUUGUUGUCUACGAUUGUAUAGUUGGACUUCAAGAUGUGGUGCGAGAUAUGGCUUUCAACCGCAAAGACCUGAAUCUGAAAACUUUUUUUGGUUUUGAUAAAUAUCUCGAAAACAAAAUUUGCUGUAAUUAUGAGUUUAAACGACAUUAUGUUAAAGGAAAGGAUAGUCAGUGGAUAGUAAACAAGUUAUUACAUAUUAAGGACAGGGAUGUACUUAAAAUGUAUGUUAAUUUAGAAUAA
Oppia nitens is the source of this 729-nucleotide messenger RNA. RefSeq lists its product as uncharacterized. Lineage: Eukaryota; Metazoa; Arthropoda; Arachnida; Sarcoptiformes; Oppiidae. Gene Ontology annotation, cellular component: mitochondrial inner membrane. Gene Ontology annotation, biological process: protein insertion into mitochondrial inner membrane from matrix; inner mitochondrial membrane organization. The coding region runs from base 1 to 729 and encodes 242 amino acids. Gene Ontology annotation, molecular function: ribosome binding. The record is from RefSeq and is a predicted model, not a curated record. The transcript is spliced from 2 exons.